Messenger RNA from Osmia bicornis bicornis, 620 nucleotides. It is a transcript of the gene LSm3, whose product is annotated as U6 snRNA-associated Sm-like protein LSm3. NCBI's taxonomy places the organism in Eukaryota, Metazoa, Arthropoda, Insecta, Hymenoptera, Megachilidae. The record is from RefSeq and is a predicted model, not a curated record. Gene Ontology annotation, biological process: mRNA splicing, via spliceosome; P-body assembly. The coding region runs from base 138 to 449 and encodes 103 amino acids. The transcript has 3 exons. Gene Ontology annotation, molecular function: RNA binding. Gene Ontology annotation, cellular component: P-body; U6 snRNP; U4/U6 x U5 tri-snRNP complex.
UACAUUUCGCAUAUCGAAAUAGCGCCCCCGCGCAAUGUUUCAAUUGUGUGAGAAGUAAACGUUUCGUUUAUUUAUUACUUUACGGUUACUGAUAAAUUAGAAAUAAUAUUAUAAACGAUUAGGAAUUUAGGUAUACAAUGGGUGAUGAAAGUGAGCAGGUGCCAGCAAUAAAUGUUAAGGAACCAUUGGAUCUUAUAAGAUUAAGUCUCGAUGAAAGAAUAUAUGUUAAAAUGAGAAAUGAACGGGAAUUACGAGGCAGAUUACAUGCUUAUGAUCAGCACUUAAAUAUGGUAUUAGGGGAAGCCGAAGAGACUGUAACUACAGUAGAAAUAGAUGAAGAAACAUAUGAAGAAGUAUACCGUACUACCAAGAGAAAUAUUUCUAUGCUCUUUGUUCGUGGUGAUGGAGUGAUUUUGGUCUCUCCACCUAGUAUGAGAGCACCAAUAUAAGAUCUAUGUUUAUGUACAAUGGAUUUCAAUGAAUUUAAAAAGUCUGAGGAAAAAAGGUAGAAUUGAGUUCUACCUAUCUAAUCAGCUACAAGCUUUAAAACAUUUAUGAGUACAUGAAUUUCAUUGAUAUAUCAUAUUAAGUUAAAUACACUAAUGAAAAGUUUUGGGAUA